Molecule: messenger RNA, 3856 nt
Organism: Melanotaenia boesemani (Boeseman's rainbowfish)
Lineage: Eukaryota; Metazoa; Chordata; Actinopteri; Atheriniformes; Melanotaeniidae
Product: sex comb on midleg-like protein 2
Exons: 15
Coding region: 210-2309 (699 amino acids)
Biological process (GO): regulation of DNA-templated transcription
Cellular component (GO): nucleus
Molecular function (GO): protein binding
Source: RefSeq, a predicted model, not a curated record
ACUUCGCUAUCUUUGGCAUAAAUUAGAUGAGCGUAAGCAUACACUACACUACAUUCGUGAAAAAAUGGCAGCUGACGAAUAGAAAAAAGUGGAUCUUCACUCGGAAAAAAAGACGGCACUUGAUUAAGCUGAAAAAUAAACAAACUGGCUGAAUAUCCUCCACCCUGUUUCUCACCAUAAAAGCACCACCUUUCUGGUCAUCUGACAACAUGGGAAAGACUCCGCUAAAAGAUCAAAAAGAUGGUAAAAGGGAGAAACCAGGAAAAACAGUUCCUCCACCAGGUACAACCCCUGCCACAACUAAAGAUGCUUUCAGCUGGGAAGAAUAUCUAAAAGAGACGUCAUCCACACCAGCUCCACCAAGCUGUUUUCGUCAGGCCAGAGUCCCCCCCUCCAAUGACUUCAAGGUGGGAAUGAAGCUGGAAGCCCACGAUCCGCGGAAUUCCACCUCAGUUUGCAUUGCCACAGUGAUGGGUCUAACCGGGGUUCGUCUGCGCCUCCGCCUGGACGGGAGUGACAACAGCAACGACUUCUGGCGGCUGGUUGACUCCUCUGACAUCCAACCUAUUGGCACCUGUGAGAAGAACGGAGACAUGCUGCAGCCACCGCUGGGGUUUCGAAUGAACGCCUCCUCUUGGCCCAUGUUUCUGUUGAGAACCUUGAAUGGAGCAGAGAUGGCGCCAGUAACAGCCUUUAAAAAGGAACCUCCAAGACCGCUCCAAAAUAAUUUCAAGUCAGGCAUGAAGCUGGAGGCCGUGGACAAGAAGAACCCUUACCUCAUCUGCCCUGCAACCAUCGGAGAGGUGAAAGGCGAUGAGGUGUUUAUAAUGUUCGAUGGGUGGCGGGGUGCCUUUGAUUACUGGUGCAAAUACGACUCCCGGGACAUCUUCCCUGUGGGCUGGUGCUCCCUCACGAAGCACAGCCUCCAGCCGCCAGGCAACAGUGUAACUCUUCCAAAGAACCUGCAGAUUCUUCCAUCUUCACCCUCCAAACCCAGCAGACGAUCCAUACAGCCCCCCUACAGACUCCCCAACCCUCUGCCCCCUCUGCCUGUCAGGAAGGGGGUACGAGGCCGUCGGCCUAAAAGUGAGACCAUCGCUUUGCUCAAAGCAGUGGCGGAGGCAGCAGCAGCCCAGAACGGCACGGUCCCAGAUAACACACAGCUCGUACCCCGGGUCCACAAAAAGAGAGGGCCCAAACCCGGAAGCAAGAGAAAGUCCAAGAUUCUCCACAGCCCGACACAUUUGCCAAGCAUCCAGGUUCCACAAGAAAGUCCUCCGAGCCACAACUCUGUGGUGUCAACAGUGUGUGUGUAUGUGAAUAAGCAUGGAAACUGUGGUCCCCACUUGGACAGGAAGCAGAUGCAGCAUCUGCCAGACCACUUUGGCCCAGGGCCAGUGAACUCUGUGCUCCAGCAAGUAGUCCAGUCAUGUAUAGACUGUGCAUAUCAGCCUAAAGUCCUGCUCAGUGCUCUGCAGUCUGAUUCGGGAGGAGGAGAGGUAGUCAGAGUGAGAACAGAUGGUGGUGUUCGUGUGAUCAGACUACCAUCAGCCUCCAGUGCUUCCUUUGUGUUGCGCUUCUUGGAAACUAUGUGCCGUCAUCUUCAAUGUGACAACCUGUUCAGCAGCCAGCCGUUCAGCCACUACACUGCCUAUGACAGGAACAAGUCGGUGAAAGAGGAGGCGUUGGAUGCUCCUUCCCUGGCUCGGGGCAGUAAACGCAGUUUGUCUGGAGUCUCGCCACCAUAUGCAGCCCCCCUGAGUCCUAAACAUUUACGUGCUGAGGCUCACCCAUCGGAAGAGACUCUGCCCCAUGAAGAAAACGGACUAAUAAAAGAGCAACGCUACAUGGACUCUGCUUCCAACUCCAUGACCCCUCGACCCCAAGCAGCAAGGAGCUCCUCCGAGUACCACUCCAAGGCCGGCAGCCUCUAUCACCAUAGCAACAGUACACCUAUGCGCCGUCAUUCCUCCAACCCUGCAGAGCUCAGCUCCACACAGCCUCUCAGACGAGUUGAAGCAGCCAGCUCCACCACAGGUCCCGAGUCUCUGGGGUCUGAUAGAGACAGUCUGCAGCUGCCCAGUAAAAACCCUGCUUCCUGGUCCAUCGAAGAGGUGAUGCAGUUUGUCAGGGAUGCAGAUCCCACAGCAUUAGCACCUCAUGCUGAGCUUUUCAGAAAACAUGAGAUCGAUGGAAAAGCUUUGAUGCUUCUGCGCAGCGACAUGAUAAUGAAGUACAUGGGUCUGAAACUGGGCCCAGCUCUGAAGUUAUGCCAUCACAUAGAGCGAUUAAAGCAAGGCAAACUGUAACGGGAGCCAUCUGUGACCCUGCCAGCACCAUGAGCAAUAAGCCCAGAGAAAGCCAGUGUUUGGAGCCUGACCUGUGGGGUUAGAUGCAGGGGUUAGAUGUUACACUGUGCUCUUCCUGAAGGGGACAGAUCAGAUGUGAAAACUUCUUCCUGACUUCCAGAAAAAGUGGAAAGUGUGCUGUGCAUUGCUGACGCAUUACCUCAUCCCCCCAUCAGUGAAUAAAAAGCUGUUCAAGACUGAGACAUCACAGACUUGAAGAAAUCCCAAAGGAAAAUAAUCCCUGUAGUGUUUACAUUGCAUAGCACAUGUGCAGACUUGGUAACUUUUCUUUUUUUUUCUUCUUCUUUUUAUUUUCUUUUGAUCCUGGGUUUGGAUCCCCAAAGAUGGAGAAUGUUUCUUCUUAUAUAAUGUUUUCAUUAUUGCUGAAUUUCCAUUUAAUAAGGACGGGUUGGUGUACUGAAAAGAAGAGGAGAAACCUACAAAGCAUCAACGUUCUUCCUGGAACUCGUGAAGAGAAUUUAAGCUCCUGUCUGUGCUGUUUGGCCGUUUUCAUUCGCCACGUUUGCUGAAGAGUAUACCUGUCUGCCUGAAGGAUGCUGUCUUUGGUUAGGACCUUGUCGGUGUUCCUAUAAGAAUCAUGCCUCGCUUUUUUGUUUUGUGUAUUUUUAAACUAAACUUCACAUUUCCCACGAGUGUCCUGCAGAAUCACUACCUGCUGUGAGGCGUCAUGGAUUAUCGUGUCUUACUGGGUCCAAAGUUGCCUCCGUCUGGUCUUCAUGCAGUUCAGCAUCAGUUUGCAUGCACUCCAAGCUCACUCAAGUUGUGAUUUUUAUCAAUUUCCACGGACAAAAUAUUUAGAGAUGCAGAUAAGACAUUUCUAAGGGCUUCUGAUGUUACGUUUAAAUGUACCUUUUUUUUUAUACCAGUCAUAAAUCGUUUAAUCUUGUUGGUCUGAUUGAGACCUCAGUGUUUUCACUUCUGACCAUUAUAGUCACUGUUAACAAUGAAAACAGAUGUGUACAGUUUUAUGGGUUUCACCAUGAAUAUCAGCAACCGAAUGUACAUUUUGUAGAAACCUAAUAUUUUAAGGAAAUCAUAAACAUAAGUCAGAAAUGUGAAGAUAAAAGGGGGGAUGGGGUGAAUAUUUAAACAGUGGUUUCCAUUCUUUUAAUACUUCACACAGCGCUUUUAGUUCAAAUAUUCAAAGUACUAGACUCUGCCUUGCUUUACCUACGGCGUUUUCUCAGGUUUAUGUGCUCUUUCUUGGUAGAAGCUUUUGUAGCAUAAUGUUUAUAACAUACUUCAAUUUUACUGCUUCUUCCCACCUUUUGUCCCCCACUUUUCCUCAGUUUAAGACUUGUGCCAUAUUCAUAUACAACACAGGAACAAAGUGCCGUUGAUUUCUUCUCUUGCAUCUUCUUUAAAGUACUUGAAAAUAUGUGUUGCAAAAUAUCACUUGUUCAUUAAGUCAUAUCAGAUUAAGGAUGUGUUUAUGAUGAUGUGUAUUUUCUGUCUUUUUUUAUUUUCUAUAAACCUAUCAAAACAAG